UCAAAGGGAAUCUGGUUUCAUGGACAAAAGUGUAUUCAGUCAAUAAUAAUAAUAAGGCUUGACUUAAGUCCGAAUAUUAAGGGUGUUUUGUAGUAUUUCAAUGGCUACGAAGAUAUAGCUGUGAUCAACAUAUUUUUCUCUAUCUAACUUAAAAAAAAAAACCCUACUGUGUGUACUUGUGUGUAGUGUGUGUAUUUGCUACUGAUUCAAAUUAUAACAUGUUCACUCAGGUAUGACGGGUGAGCCGGGUAGAAUAGCGCUUGUGUCACCUUGCUACACUUCGAGAGUAGAUCCGUACUUAUAAUAGAACGGCACUAUCGGUACGACACGCUGCACAGGACUUGUUUACUCUACUUUAUUUUAUUAGUAUUAUUGAAAAACAACACAUCAAUGACAUGCUCGCUCACACAGCAACUAAUCAAUGUAUUCAGUGAGUAACGAUACAUUGAAAUGUAUAAGAGUCAAAAUUUGAAAUGGAUUUUACUGCUUCUAAUUGGUUUCAUUAUUCUUUCCCUCUAUUGGCUAUCUCGGAGCAUUGCACUCACUCUGUACAUCGAUAAUAAUGUGAGAGUUUCAUGGGACGAUGAAUCGAACAAGUUUUUCAUCACCAACGAUACUAUAACUUUGCCUCACCAGAUUUCUGUAGACACAAAUCCUAACCAGAAUACACAUGAGAAAAUACCACAGUUCAAAUUAAGUCAUUUCAACAAUGAAUUCACUCAUUUGAUUCGAAGAUAUUUGACUCCAGUAACAAAAGCCUUGCACGAAGACAUUUCAAUAAAUGAUUCUAUAUCUGAACAUAUUCUAAGGUCUGGUUUAGGACUUGAGCCUUACACAACUGAAAAGAAGGAAGACAUUUGGAUAGAGAAUGGUGUCCAGUAUCGUCCAUAUCCAUUUCUAGAGAAAGCUGAUAAUCCGUUUUACACGUCAGAGUUCGAAGCUUUUGUUCCUUUUAAUAAAACAGACUUUUUUCAAAGAGAUGAAAAAAGUUUGUCACGUGAUAUUACCAACAAGAAAAUCAUUCUCUGGUGGCAGCACAAGAUAGCUCAAGCUCCUAUCACUGGACUGAACCCUCUGAGGGCGUGUCCAGACUUUCCAUGUGUGGUCACUUCGGACAGGAAGUACACAGAGAACAGCAGUGCUCUCAUCAUCAAUGUUCAAUUUGUCAACAAUGAGCGACCUCCCCCAAGACGUUUAGAUCAAGUCUUUGUGCACUAUCAAAUAGAAGCCCCGUUUAAUUAUUGGUUUUAUGGAUAUAUAUUUGACCCAUCCAAGGGCUGGAAUGAUGUAUUUAACUGGACAAUGUCUUAUCGCAUGGACGCUGACAUUGUCACCUAUCAUGGCAUUGUCAGAAGGCGUAGAGUAGAGAAAAAGAAAAACUAUCAGGAUAUCUUGGCCAAGAAGAAAGGUCUAAUAGCAUGGAUGGUCUCUAGCUGUGGCGCUCAUUCCAGAAGACAAGACUAUGUAAAGGAGUUACAGAAAUACAUACCAGUUGAUAUUUAUGGAAAGUGUGGUCCCUUUAAAUGCUCCAGAGACAAAGAUAAAGAUUGCCUUCAAGAGAUUACAUUAAAAUACAAAUUCUACCUCGGUUUUGAAAACAAUUUCUGUAAAGAUUAUAUCACAGAGAAACUCUUUAAAUACCUAGACAGUGAUAUGAUCGUCAUUGCCCGAGGUUACAAUACUUACUCAAGAAUUUUACCUUCCGAAAUAUUUCUUAACACUGCCAACUUUAAGUCUCCUAAAGAGCUUGCUGACAGAAUUCUUUACCUCGAUUCUCAUGACGAAGAAUAUUUGCACAUGCUUCAAGAAAAAGACAAGUAUUUCGCUGUAUAUGAAGACUAUCCGUUGACUAAUGUACAGCCAACAUUUCUGGAACAUCGUUAUGAGGCUGUUGCAAUGUGUGAACUUUGUCAAAGACUCUGGAACUUGGAGAAAUAUUCCAAACAAAUUCCAGAUAUGGAAGCGUGGUUUCAUAAAAAAGAAUAUCAAUGUCAAGGUCCCUCAGACAUUUAAAGAAAUCAUCCUCUAGUCGUAUAACCCUAAAACAACAGUUGAUCAGCACCAAGGCGCUCUUAUCAAAGGCAGUGUACAAACAAAAAGCUGUGAACAUACAAAAUAAAAAAAAUGUUAACACAACAUUGGGAGCACAGCAGAAGGAUUUCCUCAUGAGAAGCACAGCAGGAGGAGUUCCUCAUGGGAAACAUAGCAGGAAGAGUUCCUCGUGGGGAACACGGCAAGGAGAGUUCCUCAUUGGAAGCACAGCAGGAAGAGUUACUCGUGGGGAACACAGCAAGGAAAGUUCCUCAUUGGAAGCACAGCAGGAAGAGUUCCUCAUGGGAAUCACAGCAGGAAGAGUUCCUCUUGUGGAGCACUGCAGGAUGAGACCUUGUCGCAUAUAGAUAAAAGACAGGACAAGAAGUCUGAUAAAGUGGUUUUAAUCAUCACCAAAGCUCUCUUAUACAAGGAGUUUAUGAAAGUGGCUGCUACCGGUAACAGUUCAUUCAGUUGAUUGCAGCUACCAAAUCUAAGAUCUUGCUCUACUUGCUGUAGUGCUGCUGGAUUUAGCUUUGAGAUUUUGUGUCGAACUAUUUCAUCCUCCAGAAUGUGUUUUUCUUUCUGUAUAAAAUUAUAGAAUUGUUGAUGGGAAAAUGUAGUUUAUCUAUGACUACAGUGAUGUCCAGCCUAGCCCCGGGUUCACAUUCAUGUGGGAAGCGUGGUCGAGAGGCCAAGUAAGCUUGAACUUGGCUUUGCUACCUAUGAAGGGGGCUCGAGGUUUCGACACCCGACUCGAGCAGAGUUUUUGUUUACUGUCGCCGCAAAUAAAUACGUCGUCCAAUGGAAAGAAGCAUUCACUGUAGGCCCAGUGGCUAAAGGUUGAACAUCUUAUUGUCAUACGAGAUCAAAAUACUUAACGAUAGAUUGAGAGUAAUUAUACAUGUCAAUCGACGCAGGUAUAAUAAUGUAGUAUGUUUCUUUUUUUGUGUGUGUCACAAACUGAUACAAAUUAUACCAAACAUUCAAGAAAACUCUCUCUCUCUCUCUUUAUAUAUAUAUAUAUAUAUAUAACAUAUUUGUACUCAUAAAAUGUGCAAUCAGUUGUACAUCAGACCUAAAUAAAUGUGAUAGUAGAUAGAUAGUUGGUGUAGCAUCUAUCAAUGUAAAAUAUGUUUAUUUAUUGAUACUUCAUAAUGUUUUACUUUAUUAAAAUAGUUCUAAGAUGUUUUAGAAAGAGAAAUUCCUGUACAGAUAAGCUGCUUUGAUUGAAUGAUUCGAUCAGUAUCUAAACUUUUCUUUCCUUACACUUUAAUAUGAAUAAAUAAGAAAACCUAAAGUGUACCUUACUAAUGAUAAUUAUUAAUCUAACUAUGGGGGCUUAGACUUUAUUGAUUUCAAGAAAGUUUUCGGUUGAGUAUGGCCCGGGGAACUCUGGGCGACUAUGGAAAAGUACAACAUUAAUAAAAACAUAAUUAAAGUUAUCCAGAACCUCUACAAGGAUGCCACCAGUGCGGUGCACUUCAACAAUGAUAUUGGGGACCGCUUCAAAAUAACAGCUGGAGUAAGACAAGGCUGCCUACUUUCACCAACACUCUUCAAUAUCUUCCUUGAAAGGAUAAUGGAAGAUGCUCUCGAGGGCAUAAGAGGAAGAAGAAUUACUAACUUGCGCUUCGCAGAUGACAUUGACGGCCUAGCAGGGAUAGAAGAAGAACUAGCUGACCUGGUGAUGCGCAUUGACAAGACUUCAGAAGCAUAUGGUAUGCAAAUAAAUGCCGAAAAAAAAAUAAUGACCAAUAGCCAAGAAGGUUUUAAAAGAUGCAUCAGUAUUGGAGGUGAAAAGCCAACUAGUGUUAGCAGUUUCAAAUACCUCGGAGCUAUUGUCUGAGAUGAGGGAACAAAACCCGAAUUAUUGGCCCGAAUAGCAUAGUCCACAUCACCUCUAUCAAAACUGAAAAUAAUAUGGAAAGACAAAGGCUUAGCCCUCGGCACCAAAAUCAGAUGCGCUCCCUGGUCAUGGCCACAUAUGCUUGUGAGUCUUGGACGCUGGCUGCAGAGCUAGAGAGGAGGAUCCUAGUAAUGAAAUUGAGAUGCUACAGAAGAAUCCUAGACAUUACGUUCAAGGACCGCAUUACAAACCAAGAGAUUAGAGACAGGGUUACUGUAGCGAUCGGACCCCAUGAUGACCUGCUAACUAUUGUAAAAAAAAAAAGGUAAGCUCAAAUCCUAUGGUCAUAUUACAAGAUCUUCGGGGCUCGCAAAGACCUUCCUUCAGGGAACAGUACCAGGAAAAAGAAGAAGAGGCUGACAGAGAAAGCGAUGGGAGGACAACACAAAAGAAUGGACGGGCCUACCACUGAAAGAGGUUCUAAACAAGGAGGAAUGGCGGAAGACGGUCGACGAGUCUUGCUUGUGCCCCAACGGUGCAACAGACUAAGGGAUAGGUAAAGGUAGGUAGAAAACUAUGAGGGCAAUACAUUUACAUAUAUUAGGUAAAAAUAAAAUAUAGAAAAAUGUAGGAGCAAUGUUUUUAAAGAAAUAUUUCUAUUAGUCAAUACUAUUUAAUUCUACAAUGUAUAAAGAUAUAGUCUGAAUGACAACUUUUUUUCUAACUUAGAAAUGUAAGCUCAUGUAAUGGAUAUUAUGCACGAAACACUCUAUAUAGCUUGUAUGUAAUAUACAUUCUUAUAUUUAUCCUUGUAUUUUUCUAUAAUGAGAAAUUCUUCCAGCAAAAAUGUUAAAUCAAAUGGUAACACAGUUAUACGGACAGUUUGAGUAUCACCCUAAAGGGAGUUGUAUUAGAGUUUCGUUUUUUUUAAUGUUAUAUCAUUUCACUCGUAUGUCUGUCUAUGACACAUUUUGUACACGUUAUUUCUCCCACUUCACAUUCUUGGAUCAACUUGAAACUUUGCACAAUUAUUUAUUGUCUAGUAACAAAACAUUAAUCAAUUUUAUAAAAAACAACGUUACAAAAGUCAGUUUGUGUCGAAACACAAACUCAAAAUCGGCCCCCGAAGUGGUCCACCCAGGCAGGCUUCAAUAUUUUCAGAAAGAACAUCCGAAUGAAAUUAUAUCAAAAACGAAUGAGAGAUAAGAAUGGAGAAAGAAGGUUAACAGAUCUUGUGUAGUGCCCCAACGGUCCACCACAUCAUAGGAUAGGUGAAAGUGAAUGUAAAGUUAGAUGUGAACCUAGCCUAACUAGUUCCCCUUUCAGACCUUGUGGUCUAUAGGGCAGAUGAUGUUAAUUUCAUCUGUUUUUGUGGCCUACGGUUAACGAGGGUGUCAUGUAGCAAGCACAACGACCAACCGCCUUUACUUUUCCCCAACUAAUGUCAGGUACCCAUAAGAGCUGAGUGGACUCAGAGGCGCCCAAAGAUUCCAAAAGUUAAAAAUCCCAGUCUUCACCAGGAUUCGAACCCGGGACCCCAGCAGGUUCGGAAGCCAAGCCACCUGGCCUAACUGAUAUCUUAUAAUUUAUUUAUCUAAUUUUUUGAAAAGGCUCAAUCUCUUAUUCAAAUCCUUUAAAAAAAAAAAAAAAAAAAAAAAAAAAUUUAUAUAUAUCGCGAUUAUAAUAUUAUAAGGAAAAUGAAGUUUAUAAGAUUACUAUUCGUUUUAAAUUAGGUCUAACUUAUAAUGCAUACUAAUUAGCUUUUUCUCUUUAAAAAAAUACUUGCAUAACUGAUUUUAAAAAUUAGAUUUUUCGCUAUCAGAAAAAAAAAGUAGCCGUCGCAUCAGGACUUUGAAUGGUCUAAAAUAUUGUGAUGUCCGAUUUUCAAUAUCUUUUCUAGUUUACGAGAUCUAAACGGGACGGACGGACAGACGGACAGACAUUUCACACAAAACUAAUAGCGUCUUUUCCCCUUUCGGGGGCCGCUAAAAAUAGCCAAUUGAUUUAUAAAUUAGAAGUAAAUAUUUAAUUUAUUUUAAUAUUGAAAAAGGAAUAAAUCUUCUAGUAUUGAGAUAUAUGACUGUCAUUGUGCAGUUCCUUCCUUUAUAGAAGCUUUUUUUUUUAUUUUUUGCGUGUUUGAUCUUUGCAGUCCGGAAAAAAAUGAUUAACAUACUUUCCAUAAAAUAAGAUCAGAAUGGUAUAGAUUAGUAAUGUUCUAUAGCCCUUGGGGUCUGACAGUCCUAUCCCAGACGUGUUUUAAGGGCUGCAUGUUGGGAAGAGUUGUGUCAAACGCACCUGAAACUCUAGGCCAACAAAACGAACAAGAGCUGGCCUGCCUCAAAAAUAGAGUUCUGUUAGGGGGAAAUAAAAGUAUCUCAUCACUUUAUCUAUUGUCUCGGACUCUGGUCACACGAGACUAUAGACGUAGUCUUUUGGAAGAAUUUUUUUCCUUUUACAACCGUUUUCAGCCGGGUGCCACAUUAAGUCAGUGCAACUAGCCCGGGAGGUCGCGAUAAAUGGCGCCAAGCCUCUGAGAUGUCAUUAUUCACUAUGGGCAGGAGGGAGUAUCCAAGGGCUGGAUAGCACUGGGCCGAGUUCUAUUGAUUAAUCUUUUUGAUUGAUUCAUGUCUUGUCAGGUUUAAUGAAUAAUUGUGUGAAGUGGGGGUUAGGGUUAGGGUUUAAAAUGGGGGAGAUGAUGUAAAGGUCAUCUGUUUCUGUUUGUAAGAAGCAUGUAUUGUUUGAUCGAAAAUCGCGACGUAUAUGAACAUUGCUAUUUUGAAUAUUCAAAAAUUAGUCCAAAGUAUUUUCAAAAUGAUAUGAGUUUCUACACUCUGCUACAUGCUAAAUACUAAAGUAUCUCCAAAUUUCCAGGAAGGUCGCACUUACUAGUCCAUAGUUUUAAUAGUAUCUUUAUCUCUUCAAUUUCUAUAAAACAGGAAGAAAAAAAAGACAACACAGCUGUAACUCAGACCUUAAUCUAAAUAUUCUGGAGCUUUUUUUUUCAGACUUUAUUUUCAAUAAAUUUUAUCAAAUUUUUAUUUAAACUCCAGGUCACGAUAAGAGUUCUUAAAAGACUUUAACACGUUCUUGAAAUGUGUAAAAGUCAACAAAAUCCAUCAUAUCCUUGAAAUGUGUAUGUAAAAAUCAACAAAAUCUAUCAUAUCAAUGAAAUGUGUUUUAAAAGUCAACAAAAUCUAUCACGUCACUAAAAUGUGUAUGUAAAAGUCAACAAAAUCUAUCAUAUCAAUGAACUGUGUUUUAAAAGUCAACAAAAUCUAUCGCGUCACUAAAAUGUGUAUGUAAAAGUCAACAAAAUCUAUCACGUCCUUAAAAUGUGUAUGUAAAAGUCAACAAAAUCUAUCACGUCCUUGAAAUGUGUAUGUAAAUGUCAACUGAGAUUUUACUUUUACAACUGCAAAGAUGAGCCCAAACUAUAGAGAUCUUUGAGUAUCAUGGAUCUUGGAUUACAGUGGCUGCCUCGUUGCUGGGGGUGUGUGUUUCAGACCAUCAUUGUAGCUAUUGUAUGUCAAAACAUAUAUUUUAUUUUUCUGUUAAAUUCUGGGUAUCACAGUACACUGUUUACAUUCUACCGCGUAUGAAAUACUGUUUGUAUUUCAAAUGAAAUUUUUUUGGUUGAAUUAAAAAUGAUUAUUUUUUUAACUGUGCCUUUGUCAAUCAAUGUUACAUAAACCAUUUUCUAGUUUAUGAAAUAGAUUUCAUAUAUCUCUGUUAUCAGAUGCAUGUUUCUUUCUUUUCCUUAAUUCAUAUUAUGGAUGCAAUUGGACUCUGUCUACAUUUUUAUUACGUCCUCCUGCUAUGCUCCAAGUUGUGUCCCCUUGUUAUCGGCUUCUGUUGUGUCGUAAAUAAUGUACAUCAAAUGUCUCUAUCCAGCGUGGGUCCCGCAUGGAAAGCCAAUAGGAGUGACUGCAAGCUGAUAGCGCAAUGCGACUCUUAAACCAGUGAUUCUCAGCCUGUUUGGUCUUGACAUCAAGUACAAUUUUCGACUCAUGUAGCACUGCUUAAAGACCGGAUAUAGCCCGCUGGUCGUAGUUUGGGCAUCGCUGUCUUAAACUAUCGAUUCAAACAUGCUUCGUGUUUGUUCUGCUGUUUAUUACUUUUGUUUAUGACAGUCUCGGAUCCUACGCUUUGUGGAGUUGACAGCUGUAAGUAGACUUGAAUGUGAUCAUGUUUGGAACUUAUUUGUUAAAGUUAACUUUAAACGCAGAUGAUAUUGUUUUUCAAAUUUAUGACUUCGGUUAGGUAUCACCGUCACUGACAACAGUCGUAUUUCUUGACAAUGUUCGCCUUUGUUGUUGUUUUCAUCGUUUCCUAAACAUUAACCUAAGCAUUGCUUGAUACUCUUCAAUCUAAGUGUCACAAACCGCCGUCAGCCCACACCCGUUUGUGUGUGUGUGUAGCAGAACAACCGCAGUCCACUACCAUGGCCUUAGUUAUUGUGGAAAGUUUUAAGUUUGUUUACUGUUAUUUAUAUUUGAGAUCUAAUGCAAUUAUUUAUGUUUUUAAUAUAUUUUAAUUAGUUGAAUUAGAUUUAUUUUAUUAUUGGAAGGGGAAAUAAGUAUUUUUUUUUGUGCUUUAAUGUUUAUUUUGUUGUCACGUGACCAGGGGACCAUUUGGGGAAAGGGGCAGUUGGCGCGGCCUACGUCAUCACUGGUCAGAUACCGAUGAUGCAUGUAGACGUAACCACUGAGGUUAUGCGUCACUGAUGAUGCAAGGGGACGUAACCACUGUGUUGCGAUGUAGUCCACGUGGGAGGAUUUUGCUCUGGAAACGAACGGACAGUGAGCGUGGGUUUUGUAGAGCGGACGGUCGUAUUUCCCGCUCCUGCUUGUCUUCCUAAAAUUGUACGAGAAAACUAAAGCAGAAUCUGACGUUCAUAGUCAUUAGAGAUCUGAGUUUAGUCACCAGUUGUUGAUGUACCUGUAUGUAAAUGUUUGAUUUGGAAGAUUCUAUACUGGAUGUAAAUAAAGUUAUAAGCCUACGUUUUUCUAACUAUA
Molecule: messenger RNA, 8895 nt
Organism: Biomphalaria glabrata
Lineage: Eukaryota; Metazoa; Mollusca; Gastropoda; Planorbidae
Product: 4-galactosyl-N-acetylglucosaminide 3-alpha-L-fucosyltransferase FUT6-like
Exons: 3
Coding region: 451-2013 (520 amino acids)
Cellular component (GO): membrane
Molecular function (GO): alpha-(1->3)-fucosyltransferase activity
Source: RefSeq, a predicted model, not a curated record